AUGAGUGUCAACUGCUCUCUGUGGCAGGAAAAUAAGUUGUCUGUCAAACACUUUGCAUUUGCCAAGUUCUCUGAGGUUCCUGAAGAAUGCUUUCUCCUGUUCACCCUUAUCCUCCUCAUGUUCUUAGUGUCACUGACAGGAAAUGCACUUAUAACCCUUGCCAUAUGCACCAGUCCAGCCUUACACACUCCUAUGUACUUCUUUUUGGCCAAUUUGUCUCUCCUGGAAAUGGGCUACACUUGUUCUGUUAUACCUAAGAUGUUGCAGAACCUUGUAAGUGAGGCCCGAGGGAUCUCUCGGGAAGGGUGUGCCACACAGAUGUUUUUCUUUAUAUUCUUUGUCACAUUAUUCUAUGGCUCAGCAUCUAUUACCUACUUGAGGCCCAAGUCUAGCCACUUACCAAGAAUGGACGAACUCUUGGCCCUUUUCUACACAGCGGUAACGUCCAUGCUGAACCCCAUCAUCUAUAGCUUAAGGAACAAGGAAGUGAAGGCAGCACUGAGAAAAACUCUGAGUCUGAAGAAAUCUCUGGCAAUAAAUAGGUAA
Mus caroli (Ryukyu mouse) is the source of this 546-nucleotide messenger RNA. Its product is annotated as olfactory receptor 10C1-like. Gene Ontology annotation, molecular function: olfactory receptor activity; G protein-coupled receptor activity. The record is from RefSeq and is a predicted model, not a curated record. Gene Ontology annotation, cellular component: membrane. Gene Ontology annotation, biological process: G protein-coupled receptor signaling pathway. NCBI's taxonomy places the organism in Eukaryota, Metazoa, Chordata, Mammalia, Rodentia, Muridae.